AUGGCCGAGCUCCCGUCGAAGGUGCACCUCAACUCCCACCCCAUCUGCCUGAGGAUCCGUGGGCCCUCGGUGUAUGAGGACGAUAAGAAGUGCACGUGGCUGCAUCUCGUCAUGGAGACAGGAGGUGUCCUGCAAGUACGGUUGCGCCAGGAAAAAAUCCCCAGUGGGCAUAUCGCACUCACCAUCAGGCCAGAGACAUCCAGCUCCAUGCCUUCGUGGUGGACGCUCCAUCUUGGCAGACGGUACCUGGACUCCAUGGGCCAGUUCUGGCGCAUCGUACACUUCAUCAAGGAGGAUGGAGUGGAGGAAAUGAUGCUUGAGCUGAUAAACAACUCCUAG
Molecule: messenger RNA, 339 nt
Organism: Myotis lucifugus (little brown bat)
Lineage: Eukaryota; Metazoa; Chordata; Mammalia; Chiroptera; Vespertilionidae
Product: T-cell leukemia/lymphoma protein 1A-like
Exons: 1
Coding region: 1-339 (112 amino acids)
Biological process (GO): positive regulation of peptidyl-serine phosphorylation
Molecular function (GO): protein serine/threonine kinase activator activity
Source: RefSeq, a predicted model, not a curated record